AUGUUAUCUAUUAACGACUUAAACACACUUGUCAAUAAUCCAGCCGACGACAAUUCGAACGUUAACGAUACGAACACGCAAGAAUGUAAUAAUCCAAACACAAUACCGGGAAACAAUUCGCCACCCGGUAUUAUUCCAAUCAUACUACCGGGUAACACGUCACCUGGUAAUAUCCCGCUAUUUGGUAAUUUUCAAAACAUGCUACCGCUAUCUGGAAUUUCACUACUCUAUAACAAUUCGAAUUCGCAACUUAACACCAACACGCUUUCCGGUAACAAUUCGAACACUCAUCCAAUAAAUAAUAACCCACACACACAACCCGGUAAUAAUUCAAUCCCGCCAACUAGUAAUAAUCAAAAUGCGCAGUCCGGUCAUAUUUCAAACGCGAUACCACGCACACGACGAAUUGAUAAUGAAAUCAUGAUUAAUAUUAUAACACGCCUUUCUCCACAAUCAACGGGAAACCCUUCGUUAGACGAAUUUUAUAAUGGCCUUGAGUUUUGA
Molecule: messenger RNA, 504 nt
Organism: Funneliformis geosporum
Lineage: Eukaryota; Fungi; Glomeromycota; Glomeromycetes; Glomerales; Glomeraceae
Source: the annotation of a GenBank genome assembly